Salvia miltiorrhiza (redroot sage) is the source of this 1006-nucleotide messenger RNA. Its product is annotated as zinc finger AN1 domain-containing stress-associated protein 12. NCBI's taxonomy places the organism in Eukaryota, Viridiplantae, Streptophyta, Magnoliopsida, Lamiales, Lamiaceae. Gene Ontology annotation, cellular component: cytoplasm. The transcript has 2 exons. The record is from RefSeq and is a predicted model, not a curated record. Bases 277 to 822 code for a protein of 181 amino acids. Gene Ontology annotation, molecular function: zinc ion binding.
UCCAAACCCGAUCCGAAACUGUCUGUGGUCGGUUUCCUCCCGCGUAAGAAAACUAAUUGCGUUCAAAUUUGGCUUCCUUCCCAAGCAAAUCGCUUUAUAUACGCAACGCGCUGGAGAUAUCUCCGGCGUAACGAAAUCGAAAUCGAAAUUCAUUCUGAUACGAUUUUUCCGGCGAAAAUAAUUGAAAUAGGAAGAAUUCAAUCGAUCCGAAACGAUUUCUCCCGCAAAAAGUAAUACGAUUUCUCCGAGCGCAAGAGGAAUUCUCCGGUGGAAGAGAUGGGCGGCGGAACAGAAUUUUUUCCGGAUUUAGGAAGGCAUUGCCAGAAACCAGAUUGCCAUCAACUCGAUUUCCUCCCCUUCACCUGCGACGGCUGUCAAAAGGAUUUUUGUGUAGAACACCGGUCAGCCAAAUCGCACGAGUGUCCGAAACCCGACGCCGGCAGCCGUAAAGUGGUGGUCUGCGAGACUUGCUCGGUCGCGAUCGAGACGACGGGAGUCGAUGGAGAGGAUGAGCAGAAGCUUCUGGAGAGGCACGAGAAGUCCGGCGAGUGCGAUCCGAGGAAGAAGAUGAAGCCGGCAUGCCCCGUGCGGCGCUGCAAGGAGGUUCUGACGUUCUCCAACACGGCGACGUGCAAAACUUGCCGAGUUAAAAUCUGCUUGAAGCAUAGGUUUCCGGCAGAUCACGCCUGCAACCAGCUGAGAUUGCCGUCACCGGCAUCGGCAUCUUAUAACAAGUUUUUGGCUGCGAGGACUGUCAAAGAUUGUGGGAACAAGACUUUUAUUUCCAGUUCUCGGCCUAGUGUUGAAGUUAAAGCAUGUUGAUUUUAUUCCACAAAAUAUUUUGUCAAUUUCCUUAUUUUUUAUUUUUGUACUCCAUCCGUCCACGAGAAAGAGUUUCAUUUGAGACUCGACACGAGUUUUAAGAAAGUUGUUAAAGUAGAUGUAAGUGGAGAGAGAAAUAAAUUUAUAGGGGUAUUGCUAAUGACACAAUUAUUCCAUUUACUUA